AAGAUACAUAUCGAUGGUACAUGGAAAAGAAGUGUUACUAAUUCACCAACUUAUCAUGAAACGAAAGGAGCGUUUGUUUCAAACUUUAUUUAAAGGACCUAUCUAUCACACAUCAAUAUUAUUACUAUACUACUUUCUAAUUGCAGUAACAUACCAACAACAUGAGGACCAUUUUCCUUUUCCUCUUCAUCUCCAUGGCAGCAUUAGAUGCAAAAGCAUCUCACGUAAAUUCUAUUUCCAACCAAAUCCACCAGUUGAGGCCGAAAACCGGGUCCUCCGGCCACCCCGUGCCUCAACUCAACUGCCUGAGCUGGCGUCUAGCAGUUGAGACCAACAACAUAAAGGACUGGAAAUUAGUGCCCCUUCAAUGCGAAGGCUACGUGGGGCACUACAUGCUUGGCAAACAAUACCGCGAAGACUGCUACAAUGUAGUCGCCACGGCUAUCCAGUAUGCCAAGACACUCAAAAUUGCCAAAGAUGGCAAGGAUGUUUGGAUAUUUGAUAUUGAUGAAACCACUCUCUCUAACCUUCCUUAUUACGCUCGUUCUGAUGUUGCCUUUGGGGCAAUUAAAUUCAAUGCGACGAAAUUUGACGAGUGGACUAGAGAAGGAAAAGCACCAGCAGUACCAGGUGCACUGUAUCUGUACAAAGCAUUGUUAUCUAUGGGUAUUAAACCAGUCUUUAUCACUGGAACGAAGGAGGAAUUCAGACAAAUAAGGAUUGCCAACUUAAAGAAAGUUGGCUACAAUUCAUGGAUUAAGCUCGUCUUGAAGGGAGUAAAUGAUACCGGAUCAUCGGUGAUGUACAAGUCAGCGAAAAGGGCGGAGUUGGUGAAAGAUGGAUAUAGAAUCGUUGGUAACAUAGGAGAUCAGUGGAGUGAUUUGCUUGGGGACUAUGUUGGUCAGCGCACCUUCAAGUUGCCGGAUCCCAUGUACUACAUUGCUUGAAAAUUGAAACUUGAUCAAAUUAACCGAACCUUAUUGCUUGUUAUAUUCGAGUCAUGAUUUAUUAUGUAUUCAAAAGCAAGCUCUCCAUUUUGUUUUGACAUA
Molecule: messenger RNA, 1049 nt
Organism: Capsicum annuum
Lineage: Eukaryota; Viridiplantae; Streptophyta; Magnoliopsida; Solanales; Solanaceae
Product: acid phosphatase 1
Exons: 3
Coding region: 162-947 (261 amino acids)
Molecular function (GO): acid phosphatase activity
Source: RefSeq, a predicted model, not a curated record